CGGCAGGUCUGGGGCUCCGAGGGGCUGGGUAGGUCCGGGGCACUGCCUUCCCCGGGCGCUGGAGUGUGCUCUAAAGGAUAACACGUAUCAGCAAUCCUCCUCUUGGCCCAUUGGAGUGGGAAUGGCUGCUGUUUUCCUUCCAGAUGUUCCUGAAGAGCCAAAAGAGCUCUUUGAAGUAACUAAUAAAAAAGGGCCUGCUGUGGGUCAGAGAUCUGGCACAAAAGGGAGCAGCCAAAACAACCAGGAGUUAUUCUGCCAGCGCUUCCAACAUUUCUGCUACAAGGAGACUCCUGGGCCCCAUGAGGCCUUGAGCCAGCUCUGGGUGUUCUGCUGUGAGUGGUUAAGGCCUGAGAUACACACCAAGGAGCAGAUGUUGGACUUGCUGGUGCUGGAGCAGUUCCUGACCAUCCUGCCUGAGGAGCUCCAGGACUGGGCACAGGAGCAUCAACCAGAGAGUGGGGAGGGGGUGGUAGCUCUGCUGGAAGAUCUGGAGAGGGAGCUGGAUGAAUCAGGCCAACAGAUGAUGUGAUACGAAUUGAGAAAGAAGAAUUUGUUCAAAAGCAGGAGCUUACUGUAGAUAUGGAUUCCCAAGAAAAGUUAUCAGACCAAAUCAAUGGAGAGGCUCUUGAAUGUGGAACCCAAGAACAUGAAGGAUGGACAGAAAGAUAUCAGAGAAACACUUCAAAUGACAGAAGAUAUAAAUGUGAUGAAUGUGGAAAAAGAUUCACUCAAAACUCAAGCCUCAUUAGACAUAAAAGAAUCCACACUGGAGAGAGACCCUGUUCAUGUAAUGUAUGUGGCAAAACUUUCAUUCAGAGCUCACAACUUACUGACCAUCAGAGAAUACAUAGCCAAUUAAAACCGUAUCAGUGUGAUGAGUGUGGGAAAGCCUUUUAUUACGGUUUACACCUUGUUCAGCAUCAAAGGACCCACACUGGAGAAAAACCUUUCCAAUGUAAUGAUUGGAAAGCUUUUCAUUACAGCUCAGGCCUUAUUCAACACCAAAGGACCCACACAGGAGAGAAACAAUACCAGUGUAACGACUGCGGGAAAGCUUUCUCUCUGAGCUCACAUCUGAUACAACACCAGAGAGUCCAUACUGGAGGGAAGCCAUACCAGUGUAGGGAGUGUGGGAAAAGCUUCAGCCAGAGUUCAGGCCUCUUCCAUCACCAGAGAAUCCACAGUGGGGAGAAACCAUAUGAAUGUCAUGAGUGUGGAAAGGCUUUCAGUCAUAGUUCAGCUCUUGUUGGACACCAGCGAAUCCACAGUGGAGAGAGGCCCUAUGAGUGUGAUGUGUGUGGGAAAGCUUUCAGAUAUAGCUCACAUCUUCUGGGACACCGAAGAAUCCACACUGGAGAGAAGCCCUAUGAAUGCGAUGUGUGUGGAAAAGCUUUCCGGCAGAGCGCACACCUCAUUGUACAUCAGCGAAUCCACACUGGAGAGAAGCCCUGGUGAUGUCAAGAGUGAUGUAGAAUUUUCCAUCUAUGCUCAUUCCUGUGGGACAUCAGAAAAGCACAGCUAGAUGUAGGGAACUCUGUGAUCACUAUUGCAAUUUCAGCAGUCUUUUGAAAAUACUUAUAGAGGCUGAAAUAGGCAGGCACCUGACAGCUUACCAAGCAAGACGUUGUGAUGUUAUGCCACUAAGCACAUCAUGUGAUGAACUGAGACUUUGGAAGGGCUCAUUCCAUAUUCUCAAACUUUUCUUCUCUGAAGCAAGUGGCUCAGGCAAUCUAAAUGGUCUGUUAGACAAAUAACAAGAUUUUAGAGAUUACUACUGUUUCUUUUCCCCUUCCCUUUUUAUUCUCCCGUUUUCUUUGGAGAUGGAAUAAUAAUCUUGUCUAAAGUGUGAAUUUAGAAUUAACACCUGAUCUGCAUUUUUUUAAAAAAACAUGAAUUUUUGGUUAGCUUGAUAAAAUUA
Eubalaena glacialis (North Atlantic right whale) is the source of this 1918-nucleotide messenger RNA. RefSeq names its product zinc finger protein ZFP2-like. The record is from RefSeq and is a predicted model, not a curated record. Gene Ontology annotation, molecular function: DNA-binding transcription factor activity, RNA polymerase II-specific; RNA polymerase II cis-regulatory region sequence-specific DNA binding. NCBI's taxonomy places the organism in Eukaryota, Metazoa, Chordata, Mammalia, Artiodactyla, Balaenidae. Gene Ontology annotation, biological process: regulation of transcription by RNA polymerase II.